Molecule: messenger RNA, 474 nt
Organism: Adineta steineri
Lineage: Eukaryota; Metazoa; Rotifera; Eurotatoria; Adinetida; Adinetidae
Source: the annotation of a GenBank genome assembly
AUGGCAUAUACACAGGUACAUCCAUUUAGUGCACCUAAUCAACCACAAUAUCAACCACAAUACCAGCCACAAUACCAACCACAAUACGAACCACAGUAUCAACCACAAUACCAACCAAGGGCCCAACAGUUUGCUGUAACAAAUCAACCACAAUACCAACCACAGGUCCGUCCAUUUCAUGAUUUUAAUAAUAACUGGACGGUGGGCUUGUGUGAGUGUUGUAAUAAUUGCGGUCAAUGUUGUUAUGCUUAUUUUUGUUGGUGUUGUUUUGUUGGAUCAUUAGCUAAAGAUAUCGAUGAAUCCAUAUGUUCAUGUUGUUGUCUUAUGAAUGUACUUGCAGUUUAUCGCAUGAAAGUUCGAUCUGUUCUUAAAAUUCGAGGUGAUUCAUGUUCGGAUUGCUGUGUUGUAUGCUGGUGUCCAUGUUGUGCUGCUCUUCAAAUGCGCAAUGAAUUAAAAAAUCGUGGCAUGGCAUAA